UGUUCACGCAUGCGCAAGGCCGUCCUCCGUCACGUGAUCUGGCGUUUCUAUUUCCUGGUAGCGCAUCGCUUUUUGCAGGAGUGGAGGAUGAGCUCUGGUAACAGCACCAGAAGGAAAGUCAACAAGCAGCAGCAGCAGCACCUCCGCAGCAUGGCAGUGCCGUCUGAUCCUGAAACACAAGCAGAGAUACRAGGUCUUUUUAACAAAGUCAAAGCCUAUGUGAGACCCCCCGGCGGGGAGUGGAGYGUCCCCGAGCCACAUGUUGCCCUCAGACACCCAGCAGAGGAGCACCAGCGUCUGCAGGAGCUGAAGGUGUCUCUGAACGCCAUGAAGGACCAGCUCAGCGAUAAGAACAUUCAGGUGUGGCACCAGCACACCAACGCCACCAACCGGGCGGGGAAGGUGAUCGGCGYCGUGCGCGCCGCCGCCAACGCCGAGCUCUGCACUCAGGCCUGGUGCAAGUUCUACGAGAUCCUGGGGACRUUCGAGCUCCUCCCGGAGGAGGCGCUCCGGAGCGGCGAGCUGAACUCGGUCCACCUGUGUGAAGCUCCAGGUGCGUUCAUAACCGCUCUGAACCAGUACGUGAAGACGAACGAGUCCACGCGUUACUGCGACUGGAGCUGGGUCGCCAACACGCUGAACCCGUACCACGAGGCUAACGGGGGGAGCACCACCAUCGCYGACGAUCGGUUAAUCGCCAACACGCUGCCCUGGUGGUUCUUCGGCUCAGACAACACRGGCAACAUCAUGGUCCAGAAGCACCUGCUGGACCUGCAGGCGUUCGUGUCGAACAUGCGCAGGGUGGACCUGGUGACGGCAGACGGAAGCUUCGACUGUCAGGAGAACCCGGACGAGCAGGAGGCGCUGGUGGCGUCGCUUCACUGCUGCGAGGCCGUGGCCGCGCUGCUGCUCCUCAGCUCCGGCGGCUCCUUCGUGCUCAAAAUGUUCACYCUGUACGAGCACUCCUCCGUCUGCCUGCUCUACCUGCUGAACUGCUGCUUCCGCUCCGUCAGCGUCUUCAAACCCGCCACCAGCAAGUCGGGGAACUCCGAGGUUUACGUCGUGUGCUUGAACUACGACGGGAAGGAAGCCGUCAGGCCCCUGCUGUCGAAGCUGAUCCGAAGCUACGGCCCUCGGCUGGCCGACCGGGAGGCUCUGCUCCCCGGCUCGCUCAUCCCCGAGUCGUUUCUGAAGCAGCACGAAGACGUGUGCUCGUACUUCUACGCCCUGCAGGUGGAGACGAUCACGGAGAACCUGCGGCUGUUUGGACGUAUGACGGCAGAGCAGAGGCAGCGGCUCGAGCACAUCAGGGACUGCGUGGCUCACGAAUACCUGCAGCGCUUCCAGGUGAGCUUUCUCCCACGAGGCCGGUGGAUCUCUCGUCACGCGGUGAGUCCGGCCUGCUGCGGCGUGACGUCCGGUCGACCGCUGGGGCAGAAGAAGCAGACGGGCUCCUUCAACGAGCGGAGGGAGCUCCUCACCCUGAGCUGGAGGGAGCGGGUCGAGAGGAGCUGCCACGGCGCCCGGAUCCAGAGACACUGGACCGAGGACGGCGGGACRGGCUGUGUGUUGGAGGGACCCAUGUCCGUCUGCCACACAGACUCGUGGUUUGUGGUCACUGGAACGGCGCUGCCUGCGGUCAGGAACUCUCCGUUCUGUGAAGGAGGGCUGCUGAACCACCUGAACGAAGCCCUGAUGGACUCCACCGAGGACUGGACCUUCCUGUCCUCCUGCAGCUCCUGCCGGCCGCCUUCCUCGGACUCCAUUUUGUCUGAAGCUGCGGGCGUUGGCGCRCUGAAGGGCAGCUCCGCGGGGAGCAGGAAGUGUCUGGUGUUUGGCAGCCGCUCGGCGUGGGCCGCCAGCGAGAACCAGGUCGGGGGUUUGGUUCUGUCGUUCCGCUCCGAGCCCCGGUUCCCYCAGAGAGGCAGUAAGCUGCUGCACGACGGGGAGCCGCUGUACCAGCAGCAGCUUCUCGAGGCUCUCACCUUCGCCCUGCAGUCCCUGAGCUCUGGUGACGUCCUGCUGCUGCCUCUGUUUUCUGCUCUCACCCGGGUCACGGCGGCCGUCGUCCUCUGCCUCCACGCCUGUUUCUGCUCCGUGUCUUACCGCUGUCCGCCCCCCGCCGCCCCGGUCGGGGCGCUGCUCGUCUGCGUCGGCUUCUGCCCCGAAGCCGCCGUGCAACUGCUGCCGGCGCUGAGCGACGUGCGCAGCUGUGUGAGCCGGCUGCUGGCGGGGGAGGAGGGCGCAGGUAAAGCUCCGCUGUGCGGAGGAGAGCGGCAGGUGCUGCAGUUUGUUCCCAUGGAGGAGCUGCUGGGCGGAGGACUGACCGACUUCCUGUGGAGCAUGAACUUUGAAAUCGUUCAGCAGAAGCUGCACCUCCUCCUGCAGUCAUAGUGCAGUUUUACAAGCUGUCACUCACAUUUAUGAUCCAUCACAUCAAACUGAGGAUUAAGUCAAAUUUAGUCAAAAUUAAAAACAGAUUUUUGAUCUUCCUGAUGGGAUGAGCCUUUCCAGAGAUAAAACUUGAUUUGUUUUUCUAAUCAGGAUAACUUAUUGAGGUUUGGUCCUAUUUUAGCUUAUUCUACUUUAGUUUUAAAGAGAAAACCUCAAAUAAUAGUUGGAUAUAAAGAUUUACCAGCUGAAAAGAAAAAAGGCUUUGCUAGCUCACAGGGAAAAUAACAAAAAUGUAAGUUCAUUUAAGUUAAGUGCUUMAAAAAAUUCUUUAUGAUUAUAAUUCAGAUAUUUCAUUUUACAGCCUGUAGAUACAGCAUUUAUUUAUUAUAUUUUGACAAAACUCAGUUGUUGCUAACGUUUUAACAAAGCACCACAGCUGCCCGUUUCUCCACUUUAGGACUUAAUCCUGUUUGAUGUGAGCUUGUCUCAUCAGGUUACACACUGUUUUAGGCUCAGUGWCAUUCGAAAUGGAUGAUUUUUUUACGUGGAUCAAUUCACAUUUCAGCUUAACUUCAACCUAAACCAACGCUAAGGUCAAUAUGUCAGCUUCACCUGAUUCAGUUCAUUACAGGGAUAUUAGUGAGUUUWACAGGUUAAAUGCCAAGAAUGUCCAGUUAAGUGCAAAAUGUUCCUUUUAGGUUUUAUCAUUGGGCUGCUUUUAUUUGCUCAGAAUAACCCCUUUAACGUGUCAAAUGUUUCCAUGUCCGAUGCAGAAGCUACAUUAGCUGAUUUUGUGUCAGACAACAAAAGCUAAAGUUUUCUGUCUCAAUUCUUACUGAUUUUACUGAAAACAUCACACAGGCAAGAUGUUAGCGAGUUCAAACCAGCAUCAUGAAAACGACUUAAUGAUCACAGCUUAUUUUAACUUCUUUCUGAUUUACACAGAGAAUGUGCUCGAGCAAAGCAGUGUGGUUGUAAAUACAUUAAAUUACGAUUUUUAACACUUCUGGGAAACUAAGCUCUGAAGUCAGGUUCAUAUUUGUAAGGGUGGGGUCAGGAAACAUCGAGACGGAGGUUUUCAGUUGAAUUCCAGGAACAGUGUUUGGGUUUUGAAGCUAAAACGUGCAACUAYAAAUAGUUAAUAACUUGUUUAAUAGACUGUAUAAUAAUGUUGAACAUGACUUCUGUCUCUACUUUUAGGUGACACUUUUGAAACGUUUUGGUCACUACUUUAAGUUUUGAACUUUUUUUGGACUCAUUUGAAGGAYCGUGUUCAAAGAUUUUAUUUUAAGGCUUUUGUUAUUAACAAAGGUGUGUUGUCUAAAAAUUAUUUUUAUAUAAGUCUGUUCUAAUGUGGAGGCGUUUCAGAAAUGUUUUGUAUUUCGUUUAGUAUGAUAAUUUAUUUUCUUACAAAAAAUAAUGUGCUGAAAUAAAGUCUUUGUUUUGAAACGGCUGAUKUGUAAAA
Molecule: messenger RNA, 3859 nt
Organism: Austrofundulus limnaeus
Lineage: Eukaryota; Metazoa; Chordata; Actinopteri; Cyprinodontiformes; Rivulidae
Gene: cmtr2
Product: cap methyltransferase 2
Exons: 3
Coding region: 10-2394 (794 amino acids)
Biological process (GO): 7-methylguanosine mRNA capping; methylation
Cellular component (GO): nucleus; cytoplasm
Molecular function (GO): methyltransferase cap1 activity
Source: RefSeq, a predicted model, not a curated record